AUGUCAUCGGACGCAAAAGACAUUCUUGGAGGGCUUGUUGUGCCUUCCUCGCAACCGAAAGAACCAAAAAGGACGAAGAAGAGAAAACGCCCAGAUGGAAUGUCAAACGAAGUAUUUGGCCUGUUAGGAUUUUCUGACAACGAUCCAGUCACACUUAUUCCAACAAACGCAGCAAACGGGGGCUACAAAGAACGCCCCAAACUUUGGCGAAAGCAAUGUCGUGAAUGGGUACUCAAAGACUGCUCUGUUCCAGGGCGAAAAGACGGAUUCACGAUUAAAACUUGGGUGCCAAAGAACUCAGAUGUCUCAAAGACUUUGCCAGACUUCAAUCUUAAUAAAAUCACCAUUCCUCGAAAUAAUAAGAUAUCACACUGCGAAGGAACAUGGACAAAAGAUGAGACAGAGUACAUGCUCGAUCUAUGUGAAAUGUUCGAUUGUCGGUUUAUUAUCGUUGCUGAUCGCUACGACUGGAAAGUCGAUGGCAAGAAUGUUGAGCGCUCCGUCGAAGACAUAAAAGAGAGAUAUUACAAAGUCACUGAUCAUACUAUCACGCUCAGUGAUGAUAUAAAGCGAACUUAUGUCUACGAUGCUGAGCAUGAGCGACGUCGAAAAGAGCAGCUAGAUAUCAUCUACCGUCGCUCAAGAGAAGAAAUUGAAGAGCAAGAUCGUCUCAUUGAAGAGCGCAAACGCAUCGAGCAUAAACGCAAGCUCAAAGAGAAAAAAGAGGCUGACAAGAAGUCAAAAAAAGCUGCGGCACUUGCGAAAACGCCGUUAGGAAUCAAAUCCAAUUCUGGCCGUGCAUCACCUCAAAUGAUCGAUGAAAGCGAAAUUGGUUUGAGAGCUCCCGACUUUGGCAUUAAAUUCCCAGAACUAAAACCUGGCAUUUCUCUGCGAAGUAAAAUCAUGAUUCUCCCGGCGAGUAAUCGCAAGAAACGGACAGACAUCAUUGAGACUGCAAUCAAAGGCUUUGGACUUCCAACACAUCCGAUUCCAACCGAAGAAGUCACGACUAAAUUUAACAUGUUGCGAUCUGAUAUUUUGAAACUGCACGAUGUCAGACAAGCAUUCCAGCAUACUGAGUGCGAGCUUGUUGCACUUAUCAAGAAAUUUACCGAAACCUGUCCAGGCUCUCCGCUUCCUAAAGGAGUUGAAUCAAUAGAAACACUAAAACGAUCACUCAGCAGCCCGACAAAUCCUACACCUAGCAAAAAGCAUAAAUCCUGA
This is a messenger RNA of Oikopleura dioica, 1224 nucleotides long. The record is from the annotation of a GenBank genome assembly. Lineage: Eukaryota; Metazoa; Chordata; Appendicularia; Copelata; Oikopleuridae.